AUGCUCACGUACCUGCAGCUCGCCGAGCGCCUGGCGUCGCGGGGCCACCGCGUGUCCUACGUCUCCAUGCCUAGGAACCUCGCGCGCCUCCCGCCACGGCGCCACGCCGUGGACCUCGUGGCGCUCCAGCUCCCGCAAGUGCAGGGCCUCCCCGAGGGCGCCGAGUCCACCAACGACGUCCCCGGCGACAGGCUCGAGCCACUGUGGGAGGCGUUCGACGUCCUCGCCGCGCCGUUCGCGGAGUUCCUGAGCGCCGCGUGCGCCGACGAGGUGAACCGGCGGCUGGACUGGGUGAUGGUCGACACGUUACACGACUGGGCACCCUCUGUCCCCGCGGCUCACAAGGUGCCGUGCGCGAUGCUCCAGCCCAGCGCGGCCACGAUAGCAGCAUGGGCGUGCGGGGCGCGGGACCGCGCACAGCUCGCCGCGGCCUCCAUAUUCGAGCAGCUCACCACCGUGGAAGAGCCACCGGCUGGCGUGCCGCGCCACGAGUGGGAUGGGGAAAGGCGUUGUUCACACCUGUGGGCAGGUCAGGAGCGGACACACGGCCUUGGCAUGGUGACCACGAGCUGGGUGCCGCAGAACACCAUACUGGCGCAAGGUGCCGUCGGCGCGUUCUUGACGCACUGUGGACGGAACUCGCUUACCGAAGGGCUUCUGUAUGGGCACCCUCUGAUCAUGCUGCCAAUCUUCGCCGACCAAGGUCCAAAUGCGCGUCUCAUGGCAGGGAGGAAGUUGUAUUGA
Molecule: messenger RNA, 744 nt
Organism: Miscanthus lutarioriparius
Lineage: Eukaryota; Viridiplantae; Streptophyta; Magnoliopsida; Poales; Poaceae
Source: the annotation of a GenBank genome assembly